AUUGGGUCACGUUUCUGUCCAAUGAUCGUCGUCAGGCUGACUCCCACCACAGCGCUGAGCAGUGCCCUUGCCUCCAGAUCGUGAGCCUUCAUAAUGCCGUUUCCGCGCCCUCUUGCUCCUCCUGUUCCAACAUCACCACAGCCACUUAGUUAGGUUCCUGAGCUUUCCGGCCUGUCAUGUCCACUUCAACCGCAUCUGCAGCACCCGCUGCCACAAGAUUAGUGCAAGCCGUCAUCGUCCGAUGCGACGGCGACCAACGCACGAGCGGCCUCCCGCCGUGGUCCAGCACCACGAUCCCGGCCGACCACCCCGUCUUCUGGGGCACCACCCCUCCCCUCGCCUCCCGCCUGGAAAUCCCCAUCGCGAUACACUGCGAGGGCACGCAAUCGACAGAGCGUGCCGACCUCGACAAUCAGUUCGUGACGUACCUCAACAUCGACCCCGUCACCGGCAUGGCGCCGAUCCCGUGGCAGGCCGGCACCAUCGGCACCGUCGUCAUCGCGCGCAAGGACAGGCGGCCGUUCCUGCCGCAGCAUUUCGAGGCGCUGUGGGAGUACGCGCUCGAGAUCCUAGACAAGUUCGGGGAUAGGGACGGCCCGCCGCUGAGCAUGUACAACUGGCAGGCGUUUGAGAGGUGGUGGAAGAACCGGAAGCUAGAUGCCGCGGCUGGGAGAGAGGGGCAGGGUAAGCCAGGAGGGGCUUUAGACCCGGAUGACGACUGGACGGACGUGAAGUCGCCUUAUGAAGUUUGAGGAUACCUUACUUAUUAUGUUCAUUUUACUCCGGUAUUACACCCUGGCCAUUGGUCCUGA
Messenger RNA from Chaetomium fimeti, 812 nucleotides. RefSeq lists its product as uncharacterized. NCBI's taxonomy places the organism in Eukaryota, Fungi, Ascomycota, Sordariomycetes, Sordariales, Chaetomiaceae. Bases 177 to 752 code for a protein of 191 amino acids. The transcript has a single exon. The record is from RefSeq and is a predicted model, not a curated record.